AUGGCUGACAAUAAGGUUGGAAAGGACUCUGGAAAGGCAAAGACAAAGGCAGUUUCCCGUUCGCAUCGAUCCAGCUUGCAGUUCCCUGUGGGCUGUAUUCGACACCGGAAAUCCAGGACAACCAGCCACGGACAUGUGGGCACAACCGUCACUGGGUGCAACACAGUCAUCUUGGAGUACCUCACUGCAGAGGUACUGGAGUUGUCAGGAAAUGCAUCAAAAGACUUAAAGUUAAAGCAUAUUACCCCUCAUCGCUUGCAGCUUUCUAGUAGUGGGGAUGGAGAAUUGGACUCCAUGAUCAAGGCUACAAUCGCUAGUGGUGGUGUCUUUCCACACAUCCACAAAUCUCUGAUUGGGAAGGACAAUAGAAGACUGCCUAAGGAUGCCUGA
This is a messenger RNA of Cricetulus griseus (Chinese hamster), 390 nucleotides long. The record is from RefSeq and is a predicted model, not a curated record. Lineage: Eukaryota; Metazoa; Chordata; Mammalia; Rodentia; Cricetidae.